Cloeon dipterum is the source of this 1191-nucleotide messenger RNA. Its product is annotated as keratin, type I cytoskeletal 9-like. Bases 17 to 967 code for a protein of 316 amino acids. The record is from RefSeq and is a predicted model, not a curated record. Lineage: Eukaryota; Metazoa; Arthropoda; Insecta; Ephemeroptera; Baetidae. The transcript is spliced from 4 exons.
GCCCCGUUCACAGACCAUGUCGAGCUUGUCGUUGGUGCAGCUGCAGUGGCUGCUGGUGUGCGUGUCCGUGGCCGCUGCGGCCGCCUCCGCGCCGGCCACCCUCUCAGUCGACUUCUAUCCCAUCGUUGACGACACCUACGCGGCACCGCCGCCGCCAACGGCGCCGCUCCCUCACACUGGAUACUCGAGCGAACAGACGUACAACGACUACCGAGAUGGUGGUGCGCGUUCGGGCGGCGGCCAGUUUUCGAACGGCGGCCACAACAGCGGCUACCUAGACGAGCAGGAGGAGAAGGGCUCGAGCGGGCGGGAGGCGCUGUCCAUCUACGACCGCGCGCUGGCGGCGCAGCGCAGGAAACAGCACGACGAAGGCUACUACGGCGACGUGUCUGCUAAGCGCGCCGGCCUCGAGGACGGCCGCCUCUACCACGGCGGCCAGCAGUUCGGCCAGCAGGCCAGGAACCGCGAGGGCCUCGGCAACCGCGGCGGCCACAAGAAGGGCCACACCACCACCGGCUUCACUAAUUCGUACCACAAAGACGAGACGGGCAAGAAGACCGAGUUCUACGACUCGUCCAACGACGAGGGCGACAAGUUCGUCUACAAGGGCCGCGACGAGGCCUACGACGGACGCGGCAGUGACGUCUACCAGGGCGGACACCACAACAACCUUUAUAGGGCCGACUCGAGAGGGAGACAAGGCAACUUCGGCGGCGGCUACGACCUGGCCGACACUAAGGGCCACAAGAACGACUACGGUCGGCAGGAGUACUACGACCAGAACCGCGACUACAAUCGCAAAUCAGCGCAGCAGGACGCCAAGCAGCUCGGCGGCUACUACGACAACGGCAGCAGACACUCCUCUGCAGGCAACACGGCCGGCUACUAUGGCGGUGGCGGCGGUGGAGGCGGCACUCUCGGAUUCCACGGGGCUGCCCCGCCACCAGCACCCUACCCUUAUUACUGAAUGUAAGCAGAGGGCGUGGAGAACCAGAAGAAAGCGUAAUCCACGGUGAUGCCCGCAACGCACGUGCCUUAAAAAGAGUCUCUCUCUCUUCGACUGGUCAAUGUCACGCAUUGCUGAAAUUACGAAUCCCAGCACCUUGGAAUUACGCCGCACACGCACACCAUGUAAUUUAAGUGUCAAAUCAAAUAAAACCCGGCUCCCUCGCGAGUUGCAAAAAUUUAUUA